AGCCAGAAAGCUUUCAGAAGGCCACGACCACCGUUGCGUCCGCUCCUCGUUACCGCUGCUGCGUCAGUCUUCACGACCACCGCUAAUAUCAUGGCUCCCAUCGCAGGCAAAUACAUCCUCGAGACCUCUGAAAACUUCGAUGAAUUCAUGAAGGCUCUUGGUGUAGGAAUGAUGCUGAGGAAGCUGGGUCAGACCAGCAAGCCCACGGUGGAGUUCAUAGAGAAUAAUGGGGAAUGGACCUUAAAGACCACCACCACACUGAAGACCACGGAACUGAAGUUUAAACUUGGCCAAGAAGUUGAUGAAUCUACCUUCGACGGCAGAGAUUGUAAGACGGUGUUCACCCUGGAGGGAGACAAGCUGAUUCAGGUGCAGACAGCAGUCAAGGGCAAGAGUGCCAAGUAUACCAGGGAAUUCACAGACACGCAAAUGAUCAUGUUGUCGGAGUGUGAUGAUGUUGUCUCAAAGCGCAUCUACAAGCGCCAGUAAGGGAAGCAACAGCAACAGCAGCAGCAAAAAGAUCAGCAACAACAGACAGAACAGCAGCACGACAGCAGCAGCAUAAAUCCAUCAUCCUUUGCCUCACUGUCUUGAGAACUUGCUCACUGCUCAAGAUUCCUUCCUAUGAUCAUCUUCUCAUUACCUUAGAUACUCUUUUCUGUCCAACAUGAAUGAUCAUAUAAAUACUGCAUUUGUAUUUUUUAAUCACAUUUUGCAACAAUAAAAAAUACAAUCUAGA
Molecule: messenger RNA, 739 nt
Organism: Cherax quadricarinatus
Lineage: Eukaryota; Metazoa; Arthropoda; Malacostraca; Decapoda; Parastacidae
Product: sodium/calcium exchanger regulatory protein 1
Biological process (GO): fatty acid transport
Cellular component (GO): nucleus; cytosol
Molecular function (GO): fatty acid binding
Source: RefSeq, a predicted model, not a curated record